GGGGCAGGCGCGGUCGGUAAGGAGACGUAGAUUUCCUUGGGGUCCGCUACUGCAGUUGGUUCCCGGCGGGAGCCAAGAGGAAUGGAAGCUUCCUGGCGCCAGGUGGCCGGUGGCCGAGGCCGAGCCCGAGGACGGGCCACCGCGGCCCCUUCUUCAGGAAAUGGAAUCCAUCUCCGCGGCGCCGGAGGAGGGCGAGAGAAGGGCUCAGUGGGCGCUGCGGGACCUGGCCCCAGCUCCCGAGGAGCCGCGACCCCUGCGGCUGCGGGUAGUUCAGCCAGGCGCAGCCCCGCGGGAGCUGAAGCCCUGCAGACUUCCGUAGCGUGUGCAGAGCUAAUGUCUCAAAGGAAAUUUGAAGAAAUCAAGAAGGCCAAUCAAGCUGCAGCCAAAAAACUUGUUGAAGAACACUUUAGCUCUUCCUCUGAAGAAGAAGGAGAUGAAGAUUUUGAAGGAAAACGGGGGAAAAUAGUUGCUAAUACAUUUACAAGUUAUACUACUCAGACAGAUGGAGAUAUGCAUGAGUUAGAGCGAACAAGACAGUAUGUCCAUGAAGCUUUCCAAGCAGGGGCUAUGACGUGCUUGAUUUGUAUUGCUUCGGUGAAGAGAAACCAAGCAGUUUGGAGCUGUUCAGGAUGUUUCUGUAUAUUUCACAUGCCCUGUAUCCAGAAGUGGGCUAAAGAUAGCCAGUUUCUGGUAUCUUCUCCUUUGACGGAUGACGAUUUUGGAAAGAGAGAUUAUCCUUGGCCAUGUCCAAAAUGUAGGUUUGAAUACAAACGAUCUGACACACCUAGUAGGUACUAUUGCUAUUGUGGAAAAGUAGAAGAUCCACCUCUAGAUCCAUGGCUUGUGCCUCAUUCAUGUGGCCAAGUAUGUGAGAGAGAAUUUAAACCUCCUUGUGGCCAUAAGUGUUUACUCCUCUGUCAUCCAGGUCCCUGCCCUCCUUGUCCAAAGAUGGUCACAACUACUUGUUACUGUAAAAAAGCAAAACCUAUACCUCGUAGGUGCAGUACUAAGGAAUGGUCCUGUCAGCUGCCAUGUGGGCGGAAGUUGCUUUGUGGACAACAUAAAUGUGAAAAUCCUUGUCAUGCAGGAAAUUGUCUGCCCUGUCCAAGAGUUAGUAGACAAAAGUGUGUCUGUGGGAAACAAGUAGCUGAAAGGAGCUGUGCGAGUCCACUGUGGCAAUGUGACCAAGUAUGUGGAAAAACCCUGCCAUGUGGUAAUCAUACAUGUGAGCAAGUUUGCCAUGUUGGUGCUUGUGGAGAAUGUCCUCGAUCUGGGAAAAGGUUCUGUCCAUGUCUGAAGUCAAAGUUUUCUUUGCCGUGUACAGAAGAUGUACCAACUUGUGGAGAUAGUUGUGACAAAGUACUUGAAUGUGGAAUCCAUAGAUGUUCACAGCGUUGUCACCGAGGUCCUUGUGAAACAUGCAGACAAGAAGUGGAAAAGCAUUGUCGCUGUGGAAAGCAUACAAAACGAAUGCCAUGUCAUAAGCCUUAUCUAUGUGAGACUAAGUGUGUUAAGAUGCGGGACUGUCAGAAGCAUCAGUGUAGGAGAAAGUGUUGCCCUGGAAACUGUCCACCUUGUGAUCAAAACUGUGGACGGACUUUAGGAUGUAGAAACCAUAAAUGUCCAUCUGUCUGCCACAGAGGCAGUUGUUAUCCCUGCCCAGAAACUGUAGAUGUGAAGUGCAAUUGUGGUAAUACAAAGGUGACGGUGCCCUGUGGCCGGGAACGUACCACAAGACCACCCAAGUGCAAAGAGCAAUGUAGUCGACCACCAACUUGCCAUCAUACAAGUCAAGAAAAACAUCGCUGUCACUUUGGCUCUUGUCCUCCAUGUCAUCAACCUUGCCAAAAAGUUUUGGAGAAAUGUGGUCACUUGUGUCCUGCUCCAUGUCAUGAUCAAGCAUUAAUAAAGCAAAUUGGCAGGCACCAGCCUACAGGCCCUUGGGAACAGCCUUUGGAGCCAGAAUUUAUUCAGACUGCAUUACCGUGUCCUCCAUGUCAAGUUCCUAUUCCUAUAGAAUGUCUUGGGAAGCAUGAGGUGAGUCCACUACCAUGCCAUGCUGUAGGACCUUACUCUUGUAAGAGAGUAUGUGGACGAACCUUAGGUUGUCAGAAUCACACGUGUAUGAAAGAAUGCCACAAAGUAACUGAAAUUGAUACCUGCGUUGGCAAAAACAAGGCUGGCCCAGAAUGCCUUCAGUGUGAAGAAGGGUGCUCUAAAUCACGGCCUCUGGGUUGUCCCCAUCCAUGUGUUUUGCCGUGUCAUCCUGGAGAAUGUCCUCCUUGUGUUCAGAUGCUUAGAAUAAAAUGUCACUGCAAGAUCACAAGCCUAUAUGUGGAAUGUAGAAAGAUAACCACAGCGGAUGUAAAUGAAAAGAACCUCCUUAGUUGUUGCAAAAAUCAGUGUCCUAAAGAGCUUCCUUGUGGUCACAGAUGCAAAGAGAUGUGUCAUCCUGGUGAAUGUCCCUUUAAUUGCAACCAGAAGGUAAAACUUAGAUGUCCUUGUAAAAGAAUAAAAAAGGAAUUGCAGUGCAACAAAGUACGUGAAAAUCAGAUUUCAAUAGAAUGUGACACAACAUGCAAGGAAAUGAGGCGGAAAGCAUCUGAGAUAAAAGAGGCAGAAGCCAAAGCUGCUCUCGAAGAGGAAAAACGAAGACAACAGGCUGAACUGGAGGCUUUUGAAAACAGACUGAAAGGUCGUCGGAAGAAGAACAGGAAAAAAGAUGAAGUGGCAGUUGAGCUAACACUAUGGCAGAAAUACAGAUAUUAUCUCCUUCCAGCGUGUACACUUGUGGUUUUAGUGUUUGCAUGGUACAUAGUCCACGAUGAGGCUUAAAAACUUUUGAUCUGUUCAUAUACCUCAGAUUGGAUUUAGAUAAGUUGUUCACUCUGGAAUAUUAGGAAGUGUAUACUGUAGAACAUAUCUAUUCACAUUCCUCUCUCUAUUUUCUUCCAGCUGUUGUUAAAAGGACAGAAUGUUGAGCUUUAUCUUAAUUAGCAUACUAGAAGUGGCAAUAUAACAUUUUUAAUAGUAAAAGCAUGACUGAAAUUGUAAAAUAUCUCAUAAGCCAUAGCCAGUGGCAGGGUAACACGUCAGUUGUUCAUUGUGCUUCCUUGUGUUUAACAUAGUUGUUUCACUUCCUGUUUCAAACCAACUUUCUUUUUUUUUGCAAAAUUAAGAUGAAACUGAGCCAUAUGUGCAGUAAAAGGACUGUGUCACAAUGUUUUGGUUACUUAUUAAAAGGUACUUUUCUUGA
Callorhinus ursinus (northern fur seal) is the source of this 3256-nucleotide messenger RNA. RefSeq names its product nuclear transcription factor, X-box binding like 1 (gene NFXL1). The record is from RefSeq and is a predicted model, not a curated record. Lineage: Eukaryota; Metazoa; Chordata; Mammalia; Carnivora; Otariidae. Gene Ontology annotation, biological process: regulation of DNA-templated transcription. Gene Ontology annotation, molecular function: RNA polymerase II transcription regulatory region sequence-specific DNA binding; zinc ion binding; DNA-binding transcription factor activity, RNA polymerase II-specific. Gene Ontology annotation, cellular component: nucleus.